This is a messenger RNA of Ascochyta rabiei, 618 nucleotides long. RefSeq lists its product as uncharacterized. Lineage: Eukaryota; Fungi; Ascomycota; Dothideomycetes; Pleosporales; Didymellaceae. The transcript has 2 exons. Bases 1 to 618 code for a protein of 205 amino acids. The record is from RefSeq and is a predicted model, not a curated record.
AUGGCGCUUCAAGUUCCCACGGUCACAGUGGAUGACUUACGCGACUUUCACGCAAAACACUUCCUGCACGCGCUCGCGACCGAGCAUGUUCUUCACGGAGUGCAGGCCGAACCUGCCGAGGAGUAUUGCGAGGAGGAAGAAGGUGGACUAGGUUACUACGAAGACGGCACACCCUGUACCCUCACCGAUGAGCAAAUUGCUAUGUUCAGACAUUCCGAAAUUCAGGCCAUCAUUCGCAAACGUAGACAACAAAGGGACAACGGCGAUGGAUCUGAGGAAGGAGAGGCCGAAGACUCCGUUGCCGAAGCUUCGACGAAAGGCAACUCUCCAGCUUCACAAAGUCACCUCGCCAUGGUUCCAGAACCAGGCAAAGUCGUAUCUGGCCGUGUCGAUAAGCUGAAAACUCAGCAAUGGACAGUGAGCAGUCCGAGGACAAAGGCCAAGAACAAGAGAAAUCGGGACAAGUACAAAGCCAAGAAGAGGGACGAAAGGCAUAAGCGUGAGCAGGCUCGAAAGAAGAAUCAUGAUGAAGAUGAGGAAAGUGAUGAGUGGGAUGCAUGGCACCAGGCCAAGGGACCAGACGUUCAAAAGGACGAUACCGUGGACCUGGAUUACUGA